AUGGAGACGCCGGCUUCAGGUCCAGCUUCAGAGGCUGCGGCUGCUGCUCCAAAGCCAGCUCCAAAGCCACAGAACCCGGCCCUGCGCAUGCUAGGGCUUCCAAAUAUUAAGCUGAGGCUCCCAUCGAGGAAUUGGAUGAUAUUCCUGACUGUGACCGGUUCGUUCAUAGGCGCCUUGGUAUACGAUCGCCGUGAAAAGAAGAAGAUACAAGAGAAAUGGGCAAAUAUGGUAGCUCACCUUGCCGAUGAACCACUACGGACCACCGAAGCGCGAAGGAAGAUCACUGUAUUUUUGUCUGCCCCUCCGGGGGACAGCAUGCGCAACGCAAGGGACCAUUUUCGCGACUACGUGAAACCGAUACUCGUCUCUGGAGCGUUGGACUAUGAAGUCAUUGAGGGACGACGAGAAGGAGACCUCAGAGCUGCGAUCGCAAGCAGAAUUCGCCGGAAAAGAGAGCUGGCUGGCGAGGCAGGCCCGCUACCUGAACCUGAUCUCCAAACUGCAGACUUCGAGACCAGACUCCGACAUAUAAGAGAGGCUACCGGUGUCCACGACGAGCCAGAGACGAAAGGAGAUCUCGUGCUUGGUAGACAUGCAUGGAAAGAGUAUAUCCGCGGCAUCCAUGAAGGCUGGCUGGGGCCUUUGAUAGACCCUGCCUCCCUCAAACCUGAAGCGGCAGAAGACAGCACCCCGCAAGAGCCACUACUACCAGAUACACCAGAUCAGACAUCAACGGAAGAGCCAGCAAAGGAUGAGAAAAAAGAAGCCGAGAAACCAGCUGAAAAGCCAAAACCCAGUGGCCCCCCAGCCUCGUACCUCCUCCCAUCCGCAUAUAGCACUCACCAAAUCUCCUCCGUUGCCCCCGCUGAAUUCGACGGCUCAGCUCCCAUCGCAUUCCCCCAUAUACUAGGUUUCCUCAACACUCCCAUCCGAAUGUAUCGAUUCCUCAACCGUCGCCGUAUGGCUGAUACAGUCGGAGAGCAAGUUACUGCCGCUGUAUUGGCUUCCUCUAUAAGACCUUACACCGACAGCACACAUAGCCCUGAGUCCGAUUACUCCUCCGUUACCCAGAGCCAGCCUCAGGAACCCGCAUCUGAAACUUCAAUCUCCCCACCAGACGCAGACGCAAGCGCAAGCGAGCAGCAAUCUGUUCUUCAGGUGGAGGAAAAAGACUGGCACAAGUCGGCUUACAAACAGCCCACUGACCCAGCUGAGAUCAGGGAGGAGCGUGAAUGGACAGAUCCCAUGACUCUUGAUCCACGGGUUUCAUCGAGGAUGCGCAAAUUCGUCCUCUCCCCUGACGAGCUUGCUCGAUCCCAGCGUAUUGCCGAGGGUAAGGAGUGGGUUAUUGGCAAAGAGAAGCCGGCCCAUGUUCCGCUCUGGAAAUCUCUGUGGACCAACUAUGGCUGGGGAGAGGAAGAGAAUCCAAGGACUAAAGUCAUUAUUGGAAACUUAGACGGUGAAGAUGGCGAGUAA
Messenger RNA from Nannizzia gypsea CBS 118893, 1476 nucleotides. Its product is annotated as mitochondrial import inner membrane translocase subunit tim54. The transcript has 2 exons. Bases 1 to 1476 code for a protein of 491 amino acids. NCBI's taxonomy places the organism in Eukaryota, Fungi, Ascomycota, Eurotiomycetes, Onygenales, Arthrodermataceae. The record is from RefSeq and is a predicted model, not a curated record.